CAGUGGAACUGUACUGCAACUGAAAAGGAAGUAGCCUAGUUUGAAUACUGUGAUAAUAUAACUGUACUUUAUAGUAUUGGAGUAUAGAACAUACAAACCGUAAAAGUGAUGCCGGCCCAGCCCUCUGUCAGAGAACCAGAGGAAGAGAUGGAAGUGGAGGGAGAGAGUGAACUACCAGAGGCCAACGGAGAGAUGGAGGAAGAGAGGGAGAGAGAGAGAGGAGAGGGGGAGGAAGAAACCAUGGAGGAGAGCACGGAGGAGAGGGAGAGCGACUCGGACGAUAGCGAGGAGGAGGAAGAGGAGGAAGAGGAGAGUUCAGAGAUGGAUGAUGAGGACUGUGAGAGGAGGAGAGGAGAGUGCCUAGAUGAGAUGUCAGACCUGGAAAAACAGUUCCUGGAACUGAAAGACAAGUUGUUUCGUGAGCGGUUGAACCAGGUAAAGGUGAAGCUAGAUGAGGUGUUGACUGGUAAAGCAGGAGAAUAUAGAGAACCACUGGCAACACUACAACACAACAUGACACUACGCACACAGGUGGCAG
Molecule: messenger RNA, 538 nt
Organism: Coregonus clupeaformis (lake whitefish)
Lineage: Eukaryota; Metazoa; Chordata; Actinopteri; Salmoniformes; Salmonidae
Gene: brms1
Product: BRMS1 transcriptional repressor and anoikis regulator
Exons: 4
Biological process (GO): negative regulation of transcription by RNA polymerase II
Cellular component (GO): Sin3-type complex
Molecular function (GO): histone deacetylase binding
Source: RefSeq, a predicted model, not a curated record